AUGAAUCUAGAAAAUAUAUCCUUAUCAGAAAAAACCAAAAAUAAUUUGCACCAGGCUGGCUAUAGCCAACUGACUAACAUUCAAUUACAAACUAUUCCUCCUGUGUUGGCGGGUCAAGAUAUUAUCGCUCAAUCCCAGACGGGAACCGGCAAAACGGCCGCCUUUCUAAUUCCCAUUUUGGAGAAAUUAACUGUAAUUCAUAAACCCCAAGUACUUAUUUUAGUCCCCACCCGUGAACUGGCUUUACAAGUGAGCGAAGAAGCUCGUAAAUUGUCUCCUCAUAACAGUUUACAAGUAGCAGCCGUUUACGGCGGUGCACCAAUUUACCAACAAUUACAGGCUUUUCGUCGGGGCGUUGACCUAGUGGUAGGAACUCCCGGCCGAAUUAUCGACCACAUUUUCACGCGCCAAAGUCUCCGUCUGGAUCACCUAAAAUUCGUCGUUCUGGACGAAGUGGACGAAAUGAUUAGCAAAGGAUUUUUGCCGGAAAUUGAAAAAAUAAUGAAAAAAAUCCCGACGCAACGCCAAACCUUACUUUUUUCCGCCACCAUUUCUCCGGAAGUAGAAAGGUUUGCUCGCCGCUUCGCUCGUGAGCCCAUUCUUAUCACCAGUUCUACCGACGAUUUGCCUAGCAACACCAAGCAUUAUUAUCUAGAAACAGCUUCCUGA
Molecule: messenger RNA, 669 nt
Organism: Racocetra persica
Lineage: Eukaryota; Fungi; Glomeromycota; Glomeromycetes; Diversisporales; Gigasporaceae
Source: the annotation of a GenBank genome assembly